Caenorhabditis elegans is the source of this 2800-nucleotide messenger RNA. RefSeq lists its product as uncharacterized. Bases 3 to 2615 code for a protein of 870 amino acids. Lineage: Eukaryota; Metazoa; Nematoda; Chromadorea; Rhabditida; Rhabditidae. The transcript has 17 exons. The record is from RefSeq and is marked reviewed.
CGAUGAAGCUAUUCUUGCUUCUAACCUUGGUGUCUACGGUAGCCUGUAAAAAUGUUUUUGUAUCAUCGCCAUUUGAUAACUUUAGAAUAGAAUGCCCAAAACGAGCUGCAGCAACAGAAUUGGCUGUUCGAAUGGUAGAAUCUGUAGGUCAAAAGCGUCAGGAUGUGGUAUUCGAUUUGUCUUGCGAAACAGUUGAAGACUUGUAUCCUUGGGUCAACAUCCCAGUCGGCAUUGCUGAAAUUGAGCGCGAAGACUGUCACUAUUCACAAAUGAUUGACCCGAUUCUCGAUGACAACACGACAUUCACAUGUGGCCCAAGAGAGUAUCUUGCCGGAAUCACCAGACUUUCUGACACAAGAAUUCAAACAAUGUGCUGCCGUUUGCGAUCUCGUGAUGAGUUCAACUGUAAAGAUUUGAUUUUCAACAAGCCAAUCGGGUUGACAAGAAGCACGUUGAUCGAGAAUGACAAUCAACUGAUAAAUGCGAUUAGAAUUGAGGAACGCAACUAUGUUGUUAGGUUUUGCGAUUUGGCUCCACGUGCCACAGCUUCAAUCCUCUCUGAUGAGAAAGUUCGACCCAGCACCCCUGCACCAGAAGCAACUACUGAAGAUGUUCCAGUCUCUCAGGAAUUGGACACAAGCUUCGAAUCACGUCAGGAUAAACAAAAUCCACUGAAAGUUGUUAAAACUCAAAAAGGAGCAGAGGCCCCACCAACAAAAUUAAGAGUUCCAAUGCAUCCACCAUCAAGAGUUGAAGCUGCACCAGUUGUAGAGUUUCAGCAACCUGCAGUACCACUAAUUGAGAUCAAAUCCGAUGCUGAUGAUAUUAGUGAAGGUGCUCUGGAAUCUCUGCCAGUUGCUCCACAAGUGACAACUCGUAGACUUGCAACGGUCUCCCUUGCUCUUGUCACAAUCCCUCCAACCACUUCAACCACCGAAGAGCUUCCUGUCGAACAAGAGCUUCCAGUCACUGAGCCAAUUCCAGACGAAGAAACUACAUUCCCACAGGAAACCCCGGUGUUCAGUCAACAACUCGUCGAGGAUAUCGUUAAAAAAAUUGGCUCGGCUCAGUCAGAACAGAAGGCUGCACAAAUUUUCCAGCAAUCUCUGAACAAACUUUUGCAGAAUGCAAAUGAAAAGCCAAUUGAGGCAGUUUCGGCGCCAAAAGCUGGUCCGCCAGCUGCAAGACCACCACAAAACUUGGAUGAUGUGAACUUUGAAAAUGAGCAAUUCCCACAACCAUCUGGAAAGCAUAGAUUUUCGAAGGAACUUUUGCCAUUGAGAAAGUCAGCCGAUGGGGAAGAUUUCUCAAAUUUGCAGCCAGUUAACACGGAGGGACGUCGUCGUUCUCCAAUCAGGACCCAUCGGCCACAUGUUGAUAUCUGGGAUUCCGAUGAAGACGAGGACAACGAUAAGAUCGUCUCCGAAAUUAACGGAUCCGUUGAAAUGCAUUUCGAGACAACGUUGCCACCAAAAAAGAUUGUGAAAAAGAUUAUCAAGAAAGUUGUUAGAGCUCAUAGAACACGACCAACUACUACAACAGAAGAGCCUACAACCACUACAGAAGAAUCUACAAAAACUACUCCAAGAAUAAGAAGAACUCGCCCAACAACUACCACAACUACAGAAGAGCCAACGACUAGAAAAAUUGCAAACUCAUUCUUUAACUCAAUGGAGCAGUAUGAAAGCCCUUCGCAACGAAACCAGGUUGCAGUCACACAAACACCACGCCGUUUCCGCGGAAGGACAACCACUCCAUCAGCCCGUCGCGACCUUCCGGUGACUCGGAGAGUUGCCGAGACUCGUGUGAACCAGCAGGAUAAUGCCAGAUACAUUGACGAAGAGACCCAACUUUCGCCAUUUGAUGAUCCAGUUAAUGAGGAGUUGGAAGAGCUCAAAACUACCACUAAACAACCUGCUCCAUCUCAGAAGCAGAAAGUGGUCGAAGAUAGCCCAAGAAUCGAGUUUCAGGAAGAUGAGGAAUUGGAGGAUGUUAUCAACAAGUUGAGUGCUCGCCGUGGAGACAUUCGCCGUGCUCCCGUUCGAAACAGUUUUGCGGAAGCUCAAUUUGCCGACAAAGUAUCUCUCCCAAGAAAGGAUGCAGUGAAAACCCAUAUCCCACGAAAUGGUCUUCCAAUUGCACUCGACAUGAUGGAACCAAUCUCAAUGACGAAUCUGGACGGAUUUAGUUCAUCUGCCAGUGAAAAUUCUCGAGAAGAAGAUAAUGCGAAUCAGAACCAGCAUUUGAGCAAAAUGUCCAAUCCUGAACUUGAUGAAGAAGAGAGCAAAGAAGAAAUCGAAGAGGUGUCGGAUUCCGAGAUUGAGAUUGACAAUAAGAUCCCCGUAACAUUCCCAACUCGUGCCACCCGUCCAACCACCACUGCCUACGAUCCGAACAACUUCUAUCACACACCUAGACCACGCCCGGCUAAAAAAGAGUCAAUCCUUCGGUUCUGUUCAAAAGAAUCCGCCAUCAGAGAUCAAUCUAAUAUGGUGAUUGCAUGUGGACUCGAUCAAGACAUUUGGACACCAAGUCGCUGUCCAGAAAAUGCGGAUUGUUUCCCAUCACACGACAGUCUUUACAGAAUUUGCUGUCCUGUUCACCGAGUUGGAUAAGAAACAUUUCACGCAAAUUAAUAAUAAUAAUAAAUUUAAUAAGCUUAACUUCCUUCAUCUCUCAAGUCCCCCUGUAAUAAUACUAACCUUGAAAAUGGGUUUUCGAACACUCAAAAUACGAUUUUUUUUUGUGUUCUAGGUCAAUAAAAUUGACAAACAAUAUUAAUAAACAUUUCGUCUUCUGA